Molecule: messenger RNA, 363 nt
Organism: Dichomitus squalens LYAD-421 SS1
Lineage: Eukaryota; Fungi; Basidiomycota; Agaricomycetes; Polyporales; Polyporaceae
Exons: 2
Source: RefSeq, a predicted model, not a curated record
GUUCCGGAUGUCGACAUCUGGCCCUUGUACCUCCAGCACGCGUUGGCACAAGACAAGGAGACUAUUCAGGCAUGGGACUCUGACCUGGACUCUAUCCUCAUUUUCGCUGCGUUGUUCUCAGCCGUCUUGACCACCUUAGUCGUCGAAACCUACAAGAAUCUACAGCCAGAACCCCAAGUCGAGAUGUUGCGAGCUAUUCUGGCGCAACUUCAACGAAACGACGCUGCAUCGUCCGCCGACAUUACAACUCCAGUGCCACCCUUUCGGCUGACCGCGUCCGCCGUUCGCGUUAAUAUCUACUGGUUCUCAAGCCUCAUUAUCAGCUUGUCCACGACCCUCUUGAUGAUACUAGCGAAGCAAUGG